AUGCGCGCCAAACGCUCCAAAAAGUACCGCAAGAUUAUGUCCACGUACGGACAAGCGUUCUCUUUCCGCGAACCCUACCAGGUGCUUCUUGACAGCAACUUCUUGCGGACUUGCCAUGCCUUUCAUAUGCCCUUGCAGAAAUACCUCGAGAACACCCUGCACGGUCAAUGCCGACCAUACAUCACGCAAUGUACCCUUGCCAAGAUCGCCAACGACUUCGAGAAGCACAAGGAGAGAACUGGAGACAAGAGGAAAGGUGGAAGAGCUGACUUCCUGCCACCACCAACAGAAGUACCACUGAGGUACUGCAAGCAUCGCAAUGCGGAAGGACAGGAGGUUGGAGUGAUAGAAGAGGGGAAGUGUUUAUUAGACUUGCUGAGUGGGCAGGUCAAGGGCAACGAAGUGGCGAGAAACAAGCAGCAUUACAUUCUCGCAAGCGCCGAUGCACCCGAAAACGAAAUGAACAGGAAAGGCCAUGUGGAAUUGAGGGAGAGGGCGCGACUAAUCCCGGGCGUGCCAAUCAUAUACGUCAAGCGGAGCGUCAUGAUCCUGGAGGAACUGAGUGCGAGUAGCGAGGCGACGAGGAGAGGCGAUGAGAGAGCCAAAUUCAAGGAGGGUCUAGUUUUGCCAAAUGCAAGAAAGAGAAAGCGUGGUGAGACCGAGGACGAUGAGGUUGAGGAUGAGGUAUUGAAGCAGCUGCUGAAGGAGGAAGAGGAAGAAGUGCAGAGGCCUACGGCAAGAGGUCUUGGGAGAGCGAAGGGUCCUAAUCCAUUGAGUGUGCGGAAGAAAAAGGUACGGGUUUCUGGGACACAAGCGGAUGAUCAAGGUACGAGGGAAGGAAAAAAGAAGAGUUCGAGGAGAACACGAGGUAAGAAGAAGAAGGGGCCGGAAGGCGAUACGCAAGUCCAUGCGGAAACGUCCGAAUGA
Molecule: messenger RNA, 927 nt
Organism: Cyphellophora europaea CBS 101466
Lineage: Eukaryota; Fungi; Ascomycota; Eurotiomycetes; Chaetothyriales; Cyphellophoraceae
Exons: 1
Coding region: 1-927 (308 amino acids)
Cellular component (GO): nucleolus; small-subunit processome
Molecular function (GO): small ribosomal subunit rRNA binding
Source: RefSeq, a predicted model, not a curated record